AUGUUUGAGUGCAGAAUUGAUGGACAAUUUUUCAAAAAGCUGUUCGAAACGUUAAAGGAUAUCUGCACGGAAGUGAACUUGGAGUGUGACGAAAAUGGAAUAAAGAUGCAGUCGAUGGAUUGUAGCCAUGUGUCUCUGGUGGACCUGAACAUCAUGUCGGACUUUUUCCAGCACUACAGGUGUGACAAAAAUUGCGUGCUCGGCAUCAGCAUCAACUUCAUGCUGAAGAUCUUAUCCGUGAUCAAGGAAAAGUCUACUGUGUUCCUUUUCAAGGAGGACAACGACAAUGAAGCGGUGCUGAACAUAGGGAUAAUCGACGAAGAGGAGCAGUCCAGCACGGAAGACUCCCUCGAAAUACAAGUGAAGUUAAUUAACACACAGAAGGAGCAUUUGGAAAUUCCACAGUCUGAGUACCAUUGCCAAUGUACCAUGAAGUCCAAGAAAUUUCAGGAAUUUACAAGAUAUUUAAAUUCCAUAGGAGACAAUGUUUCGAUCUCCAUGAAGAAGGACACGAUGGUGUUAAGUACCACUGGGGCUGACAUAAAAGUUACUAAACAGUUUACAAAUGACAUGGCUGAUAUUUCCAUUAAUUGCACGAAGUCGGUUUCUCAAGAAUUUGCCACAAGAUAUUUGGUCAUGUUUUCUAGAGCAUCCUCUCUUUCGGAUGAGGUGUACAUUUCGCUGUCACCCAACAUCCCCGUGUCCAUCAGGUUUAACUUCAAACAACCCAUGACGGACCUGCAGGACAGCUCACACCUCACUUUUUUCCUGGCCCCUAAGAUUGGCGAGUACUAA
Plasmodium coatneyi is the source of this 795-nucleotide messenger RNA. RefSeq names its product Proliferating cell nuclear antigen. NCBI's taxonomy places the organism in Eukaryota, Apicomplexa, Aconoidasida, Haemosporida, Plasmodiidae. Gene Ontology annotation, molecular function: DNA polymerase processivity factor activity; DNA binding. Gene Ontology annotation, biological process: leading strand elongation; translesion synthesis; mismatch repair. Gene Ontology annotation, cellular component: PCNA complex. The transcript is spliced from 2 exons. The record is from RefSeq and is a predicted model, not a curated record. Bases 1 to 795 code for a protein of 264 amino acids.